GCAGAGCGUUGCCUGGCCCGCCCUCGGCCCUCCCUCAACUUCGGUCCCAACAGCGACCAGCUGUUUGGCUGGCAGGUCAGUCCGCCCCAGAAGCAGGCCAAUGAGCGCGUCGGCGGCGGGGGGGGCGUGUCCAGAAGGCUCCGUCCCUCCCCCUCGUCACCGCGCCCCUUCCUGGAGGACCCACCUUGGCCUCCGCCUCCUCCUCCCCCCCCUGACCAGAACAAGGGGCGAAGCCUCCGUAGCUGGAGGGCGGACAAAGUUCAGAAGCGGCGGCUUCCGGUGCCCUUUCCGCACUUCCGUCCUUCCCCCUCUGGAGCCCGACCGGUCACGUGUGUGGUGCUGGCCGGGACCUGCGCCGGUCUGGCUGCCUCGCCUCCUCCGUCCUCGAGACCUCAUUCCGUGUCAGAGGUGAAGGUGGGAGCCUCAACCAAGUCCAGGCCGAGGUGGGAAAGCGGCCGUCCCAGCUCUUCCCUAGCCCCUCCCGUGUUGAGUUCGGUCCUUGACUAGACUUAAGUACCCGCAGGGUGUCGGGCACCUGGCCCAGCACUCACUGCUCUGGGAAGGAUUCUGUUAAGUGAUUUACCCAGGAUUCCACCAAUCCGGAAGCAGGAUUUGAACCCGGGUUUUCCUAACCCUCUACCUACUGAACCACCUAACCGCUGUGUGUCACCAACUUAACCUGGCUUCCCUUCUCUGAGUCUCAUCUGUGAAAUGGGAACGAUCCCAGUACCAAGUUCACAGGCGUCUAAAAAUCAAAUGGGGUGACCUUGGAAGUUGGUGUGAAUGCGAAUUGCGCUUACCUUAUUCUUACACCUCAUGACAGGACUGCUAAUGUAGAUGAGGAAACAUCCUAGGAUUUGAUUGAAAUUAUAAAAAGCCUUUUGAAUUCAUGCUGUUCUCGGAAAUACGUGGGGACCAGUGAACUAGACAGCAGUGCAGUGUGGAUGGUUUAAACCUGGUUGGAUGGUGGGUCUCAAAAAGUGGUUAACCACUUUUAAUGACUCAGUGUUAAUGUGUAUUGUUUUUUAGUCAGUGAUGAAUAAGAACCUCAAGAGGUGGGGGCAGCUGGGUAGCUCAGUGGAUUGAGAGCCAGGCCUAGAGAUGGGAGGUCCUGGGUUCAAAUUUGGCCUCAGACACUUCCCAGCUGUGUGACCCUGGGUAAGUCCCUUAACCCCCAUUGCCUAGCCCUUACCACUCUUCUGCCUUGGAGCCAAUACACAGUAUUGACUAAUAGGGAAGGUAAGGGUUUUUAAAAAAUUUAAAAAAACCCCAAAACCUCAGGAGGUGAGUUCCCCUUUCCUGGAGUCUCACUUCGGAGACUUAAUGACCAUUUGCAGAUGAACAUCCUCACUAGGAUGGUCUUUUUGACGAUGGGCUUGGCUAGCUGCUUGUUGAGGCUAUUUCCAGCUAAUAAGUUCUGCAAUUUGUAUUAGAGAACUUUAUAUUUAGUCCUAGAAGGAAACCAGUGGAGUUUACUGAAGAGGACAGAAGUGACAUGGGCAGAGCUGAGCUUUAGGAAAGUUCUUUUGGUGGCUGGAAGAUAGACUGAAGUGGCAGGCAGAUCCUCCCAGGAGCUUUUGUGGUAGUCCAAGGGGGAGGUGGUGAGGGUCUGUACUAGCAGGGGAGCAGUGUUAGAGAAGGGGAUAUAUUGGAGAGACGCUGCAGAGGGUAAAUGGACCAGAGAUGUGCAGGGGAGAAAUGGACCAGAGAUGUGCAGGGGAGAAAUGGACCAGAGGUGCUGCAGAGGGGAAAUGGACCAGAGAUGUGCAGGGGAGAAAUGGACCAGAGGUGUUGCAGGGGGGAAAUGGACCAGAGGUGUUGCAGGGGGGAAAUGGACCAGAGGUGCUGCAGGGGGGAAAUGGACCAGAGGUGCUGCAGGGGGGAAAUGGACCAGAGGUGCUGCAGAGGGGAAAUGGACCAGAAGUGUUGCAGGGGGGAAAUGGACCAGAGGUGUUGCAGGGGGGAAAUGGACCAGAGGUGUUGCAGGGGGGAAAUGGACCAGAGGUGCUGCAGAGGGGAAAUGGAUCAGAGAUGUGCAGAGGGGAAAUGGACCAGAGGUGUUGCAGGGGGGAAAUGGACCAGAGGUGCUGCAGAGGGGAAAUGGACCAGAGGUGUUGCAGGGGGGAAAUGGACCAGAGGUGUUGCAGGGGGGAAAUGGACCAGAGGUGCUGCAGAGGGGAAAUGGACCAGAGGUGCUGCAGAGGGGAAAUGGACCAGAGGUGUUGCAGGGGGGAAAUGGACCAGAGGUGUUGCAGGGGGGAAAUGGACCAGAGGUGCUGCAGAGGGGAAAUGGACCAGAGGUGCUGCAGGGGGGAAAUGGACCAGAGGUGUUGCAGGGGGGAAAUGGACCAGAGGUGCUGCAGAGGGGAAAUGGACCAGAGGUGCUGCAGAGGGGAAAUGGACCAGAGGUGCUGCAGAGGGGAAAUGGACCAGAGGUGUUGCAGGGGGGAAAUGGACCAGAGGUGCUGCAGAGGGGAAAUGGACCAGAGGUGUUGCAGGGGGGAAAUGGACCAGAGGUGCUGCAGAGGGGAAAUGGACCAGAGGUGCUGCAGGGGGGAAAUGGACCAGAGGUGUUGCAGGGGGGAAAUGGACCAGAGGUGCUGCAGGGGGGAAAUGGACCAGAGGUGCUGCAGGGGGGAAAUGGACCAGAGGUGUUGCAGGGGGGAAAUGGACCAGAGGUGUUGCAGGGGGGAAAUGGACCAGAGGUGUUGCAGGGGGGAAAUGGACCAGAGGUGCUGCAGAGGGGAAAUGGACCAGAGGUGCUGCAGAGGGGAAAUGGACCAGAGGUGUUGCAGAGGUGAAAUGGACAGGCCUUGACCAGAGCUUAGAUAUGAGGGAGGAGUUGAGGAAGAUCCUGGGGUUAGGAUCUUACCCUCUGAAAUUGAUGGGGCUGGGGUGGUGGCAGAGACCAUUCAGAAUCACUCCUGUGUCUUCUAAAACAAUCACUCCCCCUCUGUGGUGUUGCCUAGCAUCCAGCCAGUGCCCCCCCCACUUCCCAAAGAGAUAGCCAAGCCAGGGUUAAAGGGAAGAUGAUACUGCAACUUUUAUUUGACGCAGAGGGUUCAAGGCCCCAACCCUGUGAGAGGUUAGAGAAGCAUUGGGCAACCAGCUUCAGACCCCAAAGCACUGAAUGAGCGAGCCCCUUCUAGCAAAGGAACCAUUAACCCUUGUUCCUUUGCACCUGGCUCCCAUUAUUUUUGCUAGCUCGACUUCAAGAGGUUCCCAGCUUCUGCAGAUCCCUUUUCCUUGGUUCCCCUAGGGGAGUUCUAGGGCUUGGGGCCCAGUCAUGCCUUUUCUCCCAUCAGUAGGUAUUUUUCCUUCAAUAUUCUCAGCUCCGUUGGUAACCCAGUGGAGAAGAGGGAAUUGGGGCUGGUUUGGAGAGCCAUUACCAGCUUCUUCCCUCACCUCCUGGCUUGCUUAGAAUCUGCACAAUGAGUCAGCAGAGUUAGGAGCCAGGAUUUUUCAGGAGGGCCCUGGGGGGACCAUAAGUCAAGUGGGUCUCUUGAGUUUACGGGGAGGGGUACUUGAUGGGGAAAAGGAAGAGAGAACUGGGGAAAUUGAAGAGCUCACCAGAAGAGCUCAGCAGGAGGACAUCUUUCAUUGGCCUCAUCUGCCUGCCUGGAAUCUUUCCCCUAACCCCACAGGGAUAAAAAUCUGGGAGUUGGGGGAAGAAAGGAGAGGGAAGACCCUGGUAUCACCGAGGGAUAGUGGUGGGGAUUGGGGGCAGAACCUCAACCUGAUGGGGGUCUGACUGGGGCAGGCUCCUCCAGGCCAACUCCAGUAUGCCAUAGGGAGUGGUACCCAAGGGCAGGACAGUGUGCACUUGGUUUUUCUCUGGCAAGGGCACCACUAGCUGAAAGCCAGCUUGCUCUGGUGGGGGAAACUCAUUGCCACACAGGAUAUGGUAGACAAUCCGCUCCCCAGGGACCAACUCGGUGACCUUCAAGGCUUUCUUGUAGACACUUUGCUGAAUGGGGUGAGCUUUCCGGAGCAAGAGGUCCUGUAGCAGAUUCCUCAUCCCAGGAGACUUAAUUUUGUAGAGAUCAAAAACUUGGCAGACCUGAUCCGUCAGUUUGGAACUUGCGCUUUCAUCCUGCUGCUGGAGUGCCAGGAUGACAUGAUAGAGUGCUAGGAAGGUCUCCCACUGCAUCCCCUUCUUUUCAUGGGUCUUCAGCAGAGAGGUCAAGGGGCCUCCUGGCCUCUGAGGCCUUGCUGCACUGGGCAGGGGGCUUCCCGGCCUCUGAGGCCUUGCUGCACUGGGCAGGGGGCUUCCCGGCCUCUGAGGCCUUGCUGCACUGGGCAAGGGGGCUCCAGGCCUCUGAGGCCUUGCUGCACUGGGCAGGGGGGCUCCCGGCCUCUGAGGCCUUACUGCAGGGCGUGGGGAUACUUCCUUUGUCACCUUCUUGGCGAGCUUUUGGUCCAUUAUUCUAGACUUCCAGACAUUAAUAUUUUCCUGGAGCCUCAAGAUCUCAAACAUCUUUUCUGAGUAAACAGGAGAAAUCUUAGCCAGGUCUUGAAAGAUUGGUUCAAGGAGCUGUGGUUUGGUGCUAGCCGUACCUGAGGUAACUAGCUGGUUGAGGACUUCCUGGAUCUUGGAUGUUCGUCGGCUUUGUCUCCCUGUGGGCCCAACUAGGGCUGAGAAAUCCUUCCCUAGAUGUGGUUUGUAGAGAAAAGGUAACUGACCUGGAAAUUCCCCUCUUCGGCCUUCCAGUGGUGAGAUGGCUUCCUCUCUGGAUGGAACUGAUGGACGAGGAAGAGGAGGAGGAAGAUGAGGAGGAGGAGGAGGAGGAAGAGACUCUGGGCUGCCCCGUCGGGUGGCAGUAGACUCCAACUUCUCCAUCUGGACCCAAUCCUUCUGCCUGACUGGGGCUGUCUGCUCCAGCACGUCAUGAAGGCUCUCCAGGAGUGAUGGCUCUUGUGUUACCUGGGUCUUCUGGGAGGAGCACUCUUAAGUCAUAGCUCCCUAAAGUACUACAUCAGAAGAAGCCACCCUCUUGGAAUCAGCACAUCCUCAUUAGACCCUUCUGAGGUCGCCAAGUCAGCUCUUACCCUUUCCAGAUCAAAAGGCUGGUGUUGGAAAGGAUGCCAGUCCUUAUUCCCACCACAUAUACAGAUGUCUAAGUGGAUCCAAACCGGAGGGGGCAGGAAUGUUUGCUGGAACCUUCAGAGGGCACCUAGUAUAACGUCUGCCUGACCAAGACCAUCCCACCCCCCUUUUCUCAGAUAAAAGAUCAUCCCACUUCUGUUCUGAUCACCCAGUCUCAUACUGCAGUUAUCUCCAGCUUGAUCUUCAGCUUCUGUUGGCACCUUCCACUCAGUGAUGACCAUUCUCACACACCUGGUCCCACCCUAUACAUCCCAGUGAUUCUGAACCCCUAGAGAUCACUGUCCAAAUCCCCUUCUCCCAUCCCCCAAUGAUUCCCCAUGACCACCCCCUACCACCCCAAGUUCCAACCUAACUCCACUCAGCCCUUCCCCUGUGCCCUCUGUCCCAUAGGCAACAACCUUCACUUCAUCUUAAAUCUAUUCCAUUCCCACUCUUUCCAUUUCCUAUGGACUGACACCUGGCCCCCUCCACCCCCCCCCCAUGACACCUCUUUCCUGGACACUCUCUUCACUCCUGGCUGCCCCUUCAUUCACCCUCCUUGGCUCACUAGCUCAGGUGGGGAAGCUGGAAUCUUCCUUGCUCCGCAGUGAGACUUCCAAGUUCUUCCCGACUCCUCAAUCAUGAAGUCACCUCUUUCUUUGAGGUUUACGCUGUUCAUAUCUCCACCCAACCAAAAUCCUGGUAGCUGCUGUCUAAAAACCCCCUCCGUCACUGCCCUUCUUUUUCCAAUGAGUUUCGUCCCUGGCUCACAAUAUUUCUCUCUCCCCCAACAUACAUACUGACUCUCCCUCAAAUACCCUAACCACUCAGUCCCUCGGUGUACACACAUACACAGAUGAUUACACCCUGGACCUUGCCACCACCCACAAAUAGAACACGUUCAUCUUCAAGCUGGAAGGGUUCUUCAAGAUCAGAUCAAGCCCUCAGGAACUAUAGGAAUAUCAUGGUAAAACACUUUUUAUACAAAAUCAAGUUUAAAGAAUUGAAAAAAUAGAAAUUAUUUAUGGGUGGGCCAAGCCAAUAUAAUAAAAAUACCAAUUCUACCCAAA
This is a messenger RNA of Monodelphis domestica (gray short-tailed opossum), 6156 nucleotides long. Lineage: Eukaryota; Metazoa; Chordata; Mammalia; Didelphimorphia; Didelphidae. The record is from RefSeq and is a predicted model, not a curated record.